GAGCGCGUGAAGAUUCUGUACAACCCAAAAACACCACCGCCAGCAACAGCAAUAGCAACAGCAAGACACCAAGGAAAAGAGAGAGAGAGAAAGCGUGAGAGAGCCCGCCACUCACAGCUCAUUUUCGUUUGCCGUCUCUCUGGCACUUUCCAGUGUAACUGAAAGCCACUUUUAUUGGCUGCCACUAACUAGGCGUGUUUUUAAUCUACCGUGCAAUGCUUGGGGAAGAUUUAUCUUCAGAUAACUAUUCACCAUCAUGAUAAGGUGAUAACAGAGUGGUGGGCUUACAAUUUUUUGAAGAGCAGCAGUUGAGUUAGAGCAUAGAGACUUGUGCUGAGGGGGUUGGUGAAUGAACUAGUCUUGAUGGGGACGCCGAUUUACUUUGUUGUCAUUGCAUUCCCUUGCACUGUUGUAGCCAUUGCCUUGGCUAUUUUACAUAUCUACAGGCACCUAUUGAAUUAUACUGAACCUACUUAUCAGCGAUACAUUGUCCGCAUCAUAUUUAUGGUUCCAGUUUAUGCGCUAAUGUCUUUCUUGUCUCUCAUCUUACGUGACAGCUCAAUCUAUUUUAAUUCCAUUCGGGAAGUCUAUGAAGCUUGGGUCAUCUAUAAUUUUCUGUCAUUGUGCCUGGCAUGGGUGGGUGGACCAGGAGCAGUUGUGUUAAGUUUAAGUGGCCGGAAUCUGAAGCCAGCAUGGUGUCUGAUGACAUGUUGCUUCCCUCCGCUACCGUUGGAUGGGCGUUUUAUUCGAAGGUGCAAGCAAGGGUGUUUGCAGUUUGUGAUCUUGAAGCCUAUCUUAGUCGCUGUUACAUUCGUACUUUAUGCAAAAGGAAAAUAUGAAGAUGGAAACUUCAGUGCGAAUCAAGCCUACCUGUAUCUCACCAUCAUCUAUACAUUCUCAUACUCAUUGGCACUCUACGCGUUGGCUUUGUUUUAUGUGGCUUGCAGGGAUCUGCUUAAACCUUUCAAUCCGGUUCCUAAAUUUAUCAUAAUCAAGUCUGUCGUUUUUCUGACUUAUUGGCAGGGUGUUCUAGUUUUUCUUGCUGCAAAGUCAGGAUUCAUAAAGGAUGCAGAAGAAGCUGCUGAAUUCCAGAACUUCAUAAUAUGCGUUGAGAUGCUCAUUGCAGCCGUGGGUCAUCUCUAUGCAUUUCCCUACAAAGAGUAUGCUGGUGCAAAUAUUGGAGUUUCUCGUGGUUUAACUGGAAGCCUUGCCCAUGCAGUAAAAUUGAACGACUUCUACCAUGACACGGUUCACCAGUUUGCACCAACUUAUCAUGACUAUGUACUCUACAACCAUAAUGAGGGUGAUGAAGGAACAAGGAAAUACAGGUCGCGUACUUUUGUGCCAACUGGCCCUGAGAUGGAUGCGGUAAGGAAAAACAAGCAUAUGCUUGGAAACAAACUGGAUGACAUACAACUCUCCAGCGUCUCGUCUUCUGGUACAAGCAGUCCCAAGCAGUCCAGCACUGCUCAAGAUCCCCAAAACCCAGAGACCAUGAAAUCUUCCCUGCUCAUGGAAACCUCCAAUUCUUACAACGUGCCGUAUGACAUGUCUCUCAUCGACAUGGACUUGUCCAGCUACCCUUCAAAGGUUCCUGCAGCAAAUGCAGGUGGGACAAGGUGACAAGAAACAUAAAAAAUCUGGGUAGGCAGAUAAGGGGAGUAUCACUACACGUGAAACUGAAAAAAUAGAGAAAAAGAGGGUUGUCAUGUUGUUAUCCCUGCAUAGAAGCAACCUUGUAUACUGAUAUUGUUUGGUGGUGUUGCUAUGAAUAUACUCUCUACUCUCUCAAAGUGUAUGAAGUCACUGAUACUAGGGUCUUAGGCUCUUUCUCCCUCAAGUGUCCACUCGAUUAGGGUUUUUCUACAAAUGGGCAAAUGGGGUUCCCUCACCCCCAACACAAGUGGAAGAAAAGAGAGAAAGUUGUCAUGUUGUGUUGUCAUCUGCACUGUAGCUUUAUACUGUCUGUCUCAUUUUUUGAGGAUCACCUUAUCAAACAUGGAAAUUCGGGUUUGUAAUUGAAAGAUAAGGUUUUAUUGGUAGACAUUAUUCUAUAUAUUACCAUUUCCCCCCCUUCUUUUUUCCA
Vitis riparia (riverbank grape) is the source of this 2086-nucleotide messenger RNA. RefSeq names its product transmembrane protein 184A-like. The coding region runs from base 364 to 1623 and encodes 419 amino acids. Gene Ontology annotation, molecular function: transporter activity. NCBI's taxonomy places the organism in Eukaryota, Viridiplantae, Streptophyta, Magnoliopsida, Vitales, Vitaceae. Gene Ontology annotation, biological process: transport. The transcript has 9 exons. The record is from RefSeq and is a predicted model, not a curated record.